AACAAAACCCGAUUCAAAGCUUCCGGAGUUAUGGUCCACCCAAAUCCACCCCUCAUCAUUCGUUAAUCAAUCAACAUCCUCCUCCGCCUCCUCCUCCUCCUCCCGGCAACUCUACUCUUACCUCAUCGAAUUUCCAUUAUCCAAAACUAUCUACAUACCAAUUUUGAUCCCUGCACAAAGUUGGAGAGGGAAUAUGGAGGCCAGGUUUGGGUCAUUCAGGCACAGCUUCGCGGAGAAGAGGGAGAGGGAGAGGUUUCUCCCUCCCAAGGGUUGGCACUCCGACCUUGACGGCUUUCCGAACACCCAAGGGACGGGGGAGAAUUCCUGGUCCCGUUCGGGUCGGUGGGUCCGUGCCAAAUUCGCCGGGUCGUGGGGGAAGUUGCGGGGGGUUUGUGUCACGGCUUGGGAGAUGGGUCGAUCCGACCCAAGAAAGAUCGUGUUCUCGGCCAAGAUGGGUCUUGCUCUGAUGCUCAUAUCUCUCUUGAUUUUCCUCAAGGAACCUGUCAAGGAUCUCGGCACCCACUAUGUUUGGGCUAUUCUUACUGUCGUCGUUGUGUUUGAAUUCAGCAUUGGUGCAACGCUUAGCAAAGGAUUUAAUCGUGGACUGGGGACAUUAUCGGCUGGAGGGCUUGCUCUCAGCAUGGCAGAGCUUUCUCAAUUGGCAGGAGAGUGGGAAGAAGCAGUUAUUGUUGCCAGCAUAUUUAUCACUGGUCUGAUUGUGCAGUCAGUAUUCUUUUUUUCAGAUUUUUGUAUUUUGAGUAGUCUAUUUCAUUUGAAUUCUUUUCUCACUUCCAUUUUAUGUGGUUUUCUAGGGUUCAUUAUCACUUAUGCCAAACUUUACCCCACUAUGAAGCCGUACGAAUAUGGAUUCCGAGUAUUCUUGAUAACAUAUUGUUUCAUAAUGGUAUCUGGGUAUAGAACGAGAGAAUUCAUACACACAGCCGUAACCCGAUUCUUGCUCAUUGUUCUGGGUGCUGCUGUCUGUUUAGUAGUUAAUAUAUGCAUUUACCCUAUCUGGGCUGGCGAGGAUCUGCACAGUUUGGUGGCACAAAAUUUCAUGGGCAUUGCGAAUUCCUUGGAAGGUUGUGUUGAUGGGUAUUUAAAAUGUGUUGAAUAUGUAAAAGUUCCUUCGAAAAUUCUCACUUACCAAGCUUCUGAUGACCCACUGUAUAGUGGUUACAGAGAAGCUGUGCAAUCUACUAGCCAAGAGGAUGCUCUGGUAGGAUUUGCUAUUUGGGAGCCACCUCAUGGUCCUUACAAAAUGCUUAAAUAUCCAUGGAGAAACUAUGUAAAAGUGAGUGGUGCACUGAGACAUUGUGCGUUCACGGUCAUGGCAUUGCAUGGUUGUAUACUCUCAGAAAUACAGGCUCCACCUGAAAAAAGACGGGUCUUCCGAAGUGAACUUGAACGAGUUGGCAAUGCAGGGGCUAUUGUGUUACGCGAGCUUGGGAACAAACUAGAAAACAUGGAGAAAUUAGGUACAGUAGACAUACUGUGCGAAGUACACGAAGCGGUAGAGGAGUUGCAAAAAAAGGUUGAUCAGAAGUCAUACCUCCUUGUUCAUGCGGAGAGCUGGGAAAUCGGAAGCCAGUCAAAGGAGUUCCAACACCCCCAAGAUUUUCCAAUCUUGGAUGUGUACAAUGAUGAAAACAAGUUGAAUAAAUGGAAGUCGUGCAAUGCAGCCGUGGUUGAUCAGGGAUCGCUUCCCAUGUCAAGGAGUUGGGAUGCUUGGAAUGUUAACAUGGGCAUCAACUUCAUCCCACCUGAUGCAGUGCCAGAAGGAGAGUCAAAGACGUAUGAAAACGCCAGUUCGUUGGCUUUGGUGACAUUUACUUCCUUACUUAUUGAGUUUGUGGCAAGGCUUCAAAAUCUUGUUGAUGCGUUUGAGGAACUAAGUGAGAAAGCGAAUUUUAAAGAUCCGGUUGAGCAACCACCAACAGCUGAGGCAUUAGGGUUUUGGACUAAGCUAAUUGGGCGUUUGAGGUUUGGGACGAAAGAGGGGCAGUUGCUUGGAUAGGAGUAAAUCUAUUUCAUGCACAUAUGAGUUAGAGGAAAUCAGAAAACCUAGGAAAGGUAUUAACUUGGGGGCACAAAGUUGUGGCAAUUCUACUUAUGUCUCAGAAUUUCGUUUCGAUGAUGAUUGUACUUUAUUGUCUGCCUGUAAUACGCUAAUUCGGCUGAAUAACUGGAAAAAAAAAAAUAUGAUUUGUGUGACGAA
Molecule: messenger RNA, 2218 nt
Organism: Rhododendron vialii
Lineage: Eukaryota; Viridiplantae; Streptophyta; Magnoliopsida; Ericales; Ericaceae
Product: aluminum-activated malate transporter 9-like
Exons: 5
Coding region: 194-2017 (607 amino acids)
Biological process (GO): malate transport
Cellular component (GO): plant-type vacuole membrane
Source: RefSeq, a predicted model, not a curated record